AGGAGUCACGUGUGACGGGUGGGCGGGUAUAAGAGGCACCUGCCGCUGUCCGCGGUGCCGAAAACUGACGGAGCAAAGCCAGGAGGAGGAAUCCUUGCUGCGUGGAAGUAAACAGUCAAGACCGGGAAAGAAGAUUAUUGGGAAUUACAGGAGAAUACCCACAAGAAAAAGACAGGAGGGGGGGGGACACCACAUUAGACAUCACUAGGGAGCGGGCUGCGAGCGUGACAAGACUGUGACGUCCUGAGGAGUGGAUGCUGGAAUCCCCCACACUGCUCCCACUCACCUGAAUAUUGCCAUCCUGCUCCUUGGCAGCCAUCCUGAUUGCCCGUGAUGGCUUCCCGCAUCAUCUCAAGUGCCCUUAUCCUCCUGGUUUUCCUAGCAAGGGUCUUUGAUGCUGACCUCACCACGCAGAGUGUUGUCACGUCUGCCAACGUGGUCGUGUCAGAAGAUACCGACGACAGUGAUGAGGGAAGUAUGACGAAAAGGGCACCGAAAGGAGAUGACAUCUUCGACGACGUGGACCCCAAAACACUCGCAGCGCUUUUGCUGGAGGCACUCAACCGCACACGUGUCGAGAGCAGGCGGGAGGAGGAAGAGGAGGAGGAGGCGGGAGGCCAGCGAGACCGAGAUGGCCGACAGAAGCUGGAGCUGUUGAUGGCAGCUCAGGGCCAGCAGGAAGCUGAGGAGAGGAAGAAGGCCGAGGAGGAAGAGGAGAGGAUGACCGAGCGGGUGUCGAGUCGCACCAGCAGUCAGACCCUCCAUGUCCAGACCCAACAACCCCCAGCUGCAGCGGAGCCGGACCAAGGCGGUGCUGCCGCCGAGGAGGAGCAGCUCAAUCCAGAGGAGCUGAGGAGCUUGGAGACCAUGAUGAAGGAAUUUCCGCGUUUGGACACGGCCGUAAAGCGAGGGGGGGAUUCAGAGCCCAGCCAGCGGGAGAGUCGAGGCUACAGCAGUUUCAACGACAUCAUCCCGCUCGGCAAGGGCAGCUUCUCGGAGAAGAAGCUGAAAUGGCAAGAAGAGACGCAGAAAGCCUUGAGCAUGCCAGCGUUCCGAGGUGGGAAUUUCAUGGAUGACUUUGAAGGCAACAAUGCCGCAACUGUAGCACAGCCUAAGCAGUCGGAGCAGAUGGAGAGUGAUGAUCCGGAGGACGAAGAAGAGGAGGAGGACGAGGUGUUGUCUCCAGAGGAAGAGGAGGCACGAGCCAAGGCAGAGCAGGAGGAGAUGAGGAGGCAGGCGGCUGAGGUGCAGAAAGCCAAGAUGGAGGAGGAGAAGCUGGCUGACAUCGCUUCUGACAUGCUCCUCCGCUACAUGGUCAAGCAGAACGGUGGCAGCAGUAGAAAGUACGCCGACACCGCCGCGGACAAACGGUCAGAGGAGGAGCAGGAGGAUGAUGACAUUGACCCUCAGACCAUCGACAAACUCAUCGAGAUCUCCAGCAAGCUUCACCUUCCUGCCGACGACGUGGUGGACAUAAUCAGCGAUGUGGAGAAGAAGAAGAAGAAGGAUAUGACACCGGAGCUCUUAACGCAUUGGCAACGCCCACAGCCAACCUCCGCCGAUUCCUUCACCAAAUCAAACAUCUACCCGGUCUCCAAGCAACCUUCUCCAGCGGUCCAUCUCCUCAAAAGCUGGUUUCAGGAGCCUUCAAGGUCCAAAACCUUCUGGGGCAACCCUGCUGAUCGUCUCCUAUGGUCCAAACCACUUAAGUCCAUCAAACAGGAAGCCUGGCUCCAAAAGCCGAGACCGGUUUGGACACACUACCCCUCCUUCUAUCAGAGGAAACCCCAUCAGGACUACUAUCCCAUCUACUUCCCUCCUCCGAGGCCGACAUUCCGCUACUACGUCCCAAAACCUGCUCUGGCCUUCAACACCCUCCUACAGCGCUCCCAGGAUGGCGCUUACAGCUUCCUGCCCAAGCAGCGUUACCUCAACUGGAUGCCGCCCCGCUUGAGAAAACCCCCCGCUGCCCUCUACCCCAGACGCCCCUUUUCCUUCUACCCGCAAAGCGCCCCCAAACCUGCAGUCCCUCUUUAUCAAUCAGCGCCGAGGGGACAUUUGGACAAAUAUAUUGAGCAGCUUCUCUUGAACAGACCACAGGACUGAAAAGGGGGCGGGGCUAAGCAAGAUACAGGUGGGAUGCUGAGGGAAUAUGAGAGCAUGUCUUUCUAUUUGUCCCACUUCCUUUUUGACAUUAUUCAUCUGUUGUUUGGACAUUCCGGGAGGGCUCUUUGUAUAAACAUCCAAAAACUCCAUUUGAACAUUUGGAAAAAGCCCCGGGAAGGACAUUUCCAAGGGAUAAGGAAGGAUAACGAGAAAGAUUUGGACUGCAGCAUUAGCAAUGUUAGCGACUUAUAAACAGCCACAAUAAGAAGAACCAUUUUUAUACUUGGGGGGGUUCCUUAAAGACGCAUCUAAUAUAUAUUUAUACCCUUGUCCCUUCUUAAAGUAUAUUUUCUUCACACACAAUUCCCAUAUCCUCAUGUACAGUAUUUGAGGGAGGGGGCCGGGAAAGAGCACUGUAAUGGCCGGGAUGACUCAUCCCUUUGCAUCACUUCAAUUACCUUGUUGCCAUGGUGCCAAAGUUUACAUUCUUGUCUUUGAUGGCUGAUCUCCCCACGCAGAGGAGGGGGCAAAAGUACCUCCACAAUGAGUUUUUCUCCUUUUUUCCUAGCGUUCCCAAUGCCACCACAUUGUGUCUGUAAUGUAAUCCUGAAGGAAGUGCGUCCAUUCCAAUAAGUACACAUCACUGUGUACACUGCAGUUACUGGAUAUGCACAUUUUAUCCAAAUCCAUUACCGUUGUUGCACUCUUACAGGAAAUGAUGACAAUAUCUAUCCAAUGCCUUCUCUUCUCUAUCUCCCUUUAAAUUGUGAAUUGCAACCACUCCCCGACGUAACCAAGAUGGCCACUCUUGAGGGUGCUAAGUGUCCAGCACUUGCACACUCUCCGUUUGGACCGUUCUGAGGGCAACGUCUGGGUACAGUGCACUGUAAUUUUGCAUUCAAAAGACUCCUUGUAUGCACAGAAAUUAGGAAAUGAAGUUAAGUAUACAAGUGGGCAAGUGGAAGUGACUAAUGGAGUCACAGUGUUAACUACAAAAGUGUUAGUGGGGCAGAUUAUCCAAACAUUUCAUAAGAAUGGUGAUACAAGCACCAAAAUUGGCACAGAUGAUGUUUAGGAUACAUAUUUUAUUACGUACAAUAUUAAUAUAUUAAUAUAUUAAGUACAAUAUCCAACAUAAAAUGUAAUAUGGCUGCCAAUUUUCAAGAUGGCCGCCAGAGCAAAUUUGAAAAACAUGUACUUGUUGAAGUAGAACUCAAAUAAACACAAUAUUUUUAUAGUCAGAAUACUAAAUGAAUGUAUUAUAAUUUAUUAAAUCCAAUAAUGAAUUCCAAAUUCCAAUAUGGACACCAUUUUUCAAUAUGGAGCCUGAUACAUUACUAUAAAUUGGUGUUUUUUUAUCAGAAAAGUUGGUCACAAAGUUUACUUGUCCUCUGCUAUGUAUUUGUUACAUUACUGUAACUUACAAAUAUUAUUGUUGUUGGUUUGUAUUACUUCAUGAGAGUGAUGUCAUAGCACAACCAGGGCACACUGGUGACAUCACUGCUGCGAAACUCAGCAUGGGGCUCAACGUCGGCUUGUAGUGUACUAAAUGUAGUUGUUAUAAUUACUAACUGUUGUAGUAUUAAAUAGGCAACUUAGUAUACAUAAGUGUCCCAAAUGCUAUCUAAGAUGUACAGAUUAUCACAAUGUCAUUAUUUUAGUGCAAAUACGAUUUCGAACGACUAUGAAUGGUGGCCAUAUUGUAAAAUGGUGGCCAUUUUGUAUUUGAAGUUGGAUAUCGUAGGUUCUAUUGCACAAGUGUGCCAAUUUUGGUGCUUGUAUCACCAAGUGAAAGAUUGUUUCAGCAAUAUGCCCCACUAUGUGGGGAUUGAGACACCCUAAGUGUGGAAGUACAUGAAUGAAGACGCAGCCUUAAGGCUACGCUAUAGGUCUAUUCCUGUUUCUUUCAUGUUUCAUUAUCAGUGUGAACAGGACAAUUCAGGUUUUCCCCAAAGCGACCCAGGCCUCUUUUGUAUGAAAGUGUGAAGUUAUGUAACCAACGACUGAUUAGGUCGCUUACAGCCACCCUAUUGGUCAUGGAAAAGGUAUCAUUUGUUUCAACAUGACUAAAUUGUCUGCAUUUGGAAAUAGAAAGUUGCUUCUAAGCUGACUGUGAUGUCAUCAUUGCUUUUCCUUAGGACCUUUUUUGUCAUUUGAUACCGCCCAUUCGCUUCACUUGAGGAAUGUUACAGCAUUUGUAAUCAAUUGAUGUUUGUAUGAGAUCAAAGAAGAGGAAAUGAGGCAAGCGUGCACGUUUGUGUAAUUGCAUCUAAAGCGUAUUGUCCUAGGAGAUGACAAAGCAACAAGUAUAAAAAAAAAAAAAACAGAAACAAUGAUGUUGUACCUUGGAGUUGUUGUUUGAGUGACGUACGCUGUUGUUGCCUUUGUUGUUGUUGUCGUAAUAAACAUGAGUUGGCUGCAUAUGCACAUAGGUGCAUGUCAAUGACUACUUUUGCUACACAUGAAACCAAUAAAUUCAAUUCAUUUCAUUUAUCAACAGAUUGUUUCA
Messenger RNA from Doryrhamphus excisus (bluestripe pipefish), 4615 nucleotides. It is a transcript of the gene vgf, whose product is annotated as VGF nerve growth factor inducible. Lineage: Eukaryota; Metazoa; Chordata; Actinopteri; Syngnathiformes; Syngnathidae. Gene Ontology annotation, molecular function: neuropeptide hormone activity. The record is from RefSeq and is a predicted model, not a curated record.